Molecule: messenger RNA, 672 nt
Organism: Amphibalanus amphitrite
Lineage: Eukaryota; Metazoa; Arthropoda; Thecostraca; Balanomorpha; Balanidae
Product: centrosome-associated protein 350-like
Exons: 8
Coding region: 1-672 (223 amino acids)
Biological process (GO): microtubule anchoring
Cellular component (GO): centrosome
Molecular function (GO): microtubule binding
Source: RefSeq, a predicted model, not a curated record
AUGCUGUGCUACACUGAGGCGUCCUCGGCCGGCGCCGAAGCGGCCCCCAUCUCCUCCAGUAUCGUCAUCGGCUGGCUCCGCUCAGCCCUCAGCGACCACCUCCUCUCAGCCGGCGGCGCCAGGCGGCCGCCCAGGACAACGGCCAGGCAGAAGGCGGCCAAAGCCAGUCUGUCCGAAUCUCGUCUGCUGGCCAGCGACUCGACCGCCUCGCUGCGGGCGUCACUGCGCUCCUCCAAGAGUCUGAGCAGCCUGGCGCGCUCCGUUCUGCCCGACGCCACACAGUUCACACUGGAUAUCAUGCGCCAGCAACUGCAGGAGGAGGAGCGUCACUCCCACCACCGGAUGACGCUGCUCCGAGUCCAGGAGAAACAGCUGGUCGACUCCACCACGGCCCAGAUCAAACGCCUAGAGAUGGAGAAAAGGAAAUGCAAAGAGGAAGGUCAGGAUGAGAAGGUGUCGGCCAUCCGCAAGAAGCAAAGAGCACUCAUUAUGAAGCUGAAUCAGAGGAAGGCCGAAAUCGAAUGGCUGAAGGAGGGCGAGCAGCUGGCUGCCAAGGACCGCCAGCUGAUCGCCUCCCAGCAGGAGCAGCUGGCGCGCGCGCAGCUGACGGGCCGGGACCGGGGCGGCGGUACAGAACGGCCCACCCAGCCGCAGCAGCCCGCCACCAAAUGA